GGGAAAGGCAGAGUGGAGCGGGCUGGCGCGAGUAAGGAUCUGAGAAAUCGGUUUUACCCUGGGACUGGGCUAAACCAAACUAAGCCAAGCGAGGGGAGACACAUCUAUCACCACCAGAAUAUGGUGGAGCUUCUUCCUUCUCCCUAAAUUUUGAUAGCUCAGUGGAUUUGGCUUAUAGGUGUUGAACUAUUACCAGGAUGCUCCGUCGAAAACCUACUCGCCUGGAGCUGAAGCUAGAUGACAUUGAGGAAUUUGAGAGUAUCCGGAAGGAUCUAGAGACCCGUAAAAAACAAAGAGAAGAGGUGGAUGUGGUGGGAGCCAGUGAUGGGGAAGGAGCUAUUGGCCUGAGCAGUGACCACAAGACCCGAGAACAAAUGAUCAAUGACCGAAUUGGUUAUAAGCCUCAGCCCAAACCCAAUAAUCGUUCCUCUCAGUUUGGAAGCUUUGAGUUUUAGAAUUUAUAGAAAAAACUAUCCUGUGCCUUACUUUGAAAAAGCAAUGAGGUGAAGGAAAAGUUAAAAUAUUUACAGAACUGAAUGCUUGAAGAUUAUCGGAAUAAUUUGCCUUCUUGAGAUCCUAGUGAGGCUUAGUUUCUUUAUUCAAGAAAAAUUUGAACUAUAGUUGGUGUCUGGAACAUUGUCAUCUUCCUCUCCAGAGAAAUUGUAUUUUGUUUUUGAAAAUAAAGACAAGAAAUAAAUAAGUAAUAAAAAUAAAAAUAAAGACAACUUUAGAAAAUGAAAA
Antechinus flavipes (yellow-footed antechinus) is the source of this 741-nucleotide messenger RNA. It is a transcript of the gene CDC26, whose product is annotated as cell division cycle 26. Lineage: Eukaryota; Metazoa; Chordata; Mammalia; Dasyuromorphia; Dasyuridae. Gene Ontology annotation, cellular component: anaphase-promoting complex. Bases 198 to 455 code for a protein of 85 amino acids. Gene Ontology annotation, biological process: anaphase-promoting complex-dependent catabolic process; protein K11-linked ubiquitination; regulation of mitotic cell cycle. The record is from RefSeq and is a predicted model, not a curated record. The transcript has 3 exons.